AUGUACAUAACCGUACAUGCACCAACGCCAGAGCAGGUGAGUGGUGCAGCAGAGCAGGUGAGUGGUGCAGCAGAGCAGGUGAGUGGUGCAGCAGAGCAGGUGAGUGGUGCAGCAGAGCAGGUGAGUGGUGCGGCAGAGCAGGUGAGUGGUGCAGCAGAGCAGGUGAGUGGUGCAGCAGAGCAGGUGAGUGGUGCAGCAGAGCAGGUGAGUGGUGCAGCAGAGCAGGUGAGUGGUGCAGCAGAGCAGGUGAGUGGUGCAGCAGAGCAGGUGAGUGGUGUAGCAGAGCAGGUGAGUGGUGCGGCAGAGCAGGUGAGUGGUGCGGCAGAGCAGGUGAGUGGUGCAGCAGAGCAGGUGAGUGGUGCAGCAGAGCAGGUGAGUGGUGCAGCAGAGCAGGUGAGUGGUGCAGCAGAGCAGGUGAGUGGUGCAGCAGAGCAGGUGAGUGGUGCAGCAGAGCAGGUGAGUGGUGCAGCAGAGCAGGUGAGUGGUGCGGCAGAGCAGGUGAGUGGUGCAGCAGAGCAGGUGAGUGGUGCAGCAGAGCAGGUGAGUGGUGCAGCAGAGCAGGUGAGUGGUGCAGCAGAGCAGGUGAGUGGUGCGGCAGAGCAGGUGAGUGGUGCAGCAGAGCAGGUGAGUGGUGCAGCAGAGCAGGUGAGUGGUGCAGCAGAGCAGGUGAGUGGUGCAGCAGAGCAGGUGAGUUGUGCAGCAGAGCAGGUGAGUGGUGCAGCAGAGCAGGUGAGUGGUGCAGCAGAGCAGGUGAUUGGUGCAGCAGAGCAGGUGGGUGGUGCAGCAGAGCAGGUGAGUGGUGCAGCAGAGCAGGUGAGUGGUGCAGCAGAGCAGGUGAGUGGUGCAGCAGAGCAGGUGAGUGGUGUAGCAGAGCAGGUGAGUGGUGCGGCAGAGCAGGUGAGUGGUGCAGCAGAGCAGGUGAGUGGUGCAGCAGAGCAGGUGAGUGGUGCAGCAGAGCAGGUGAGUGGUGCAGCAGAGCAGGUGAGUGGUGCAGCAGAGCAGGUGAGUGGUGCGGCAGAGCAGGUGAGUGGUGCAGCAGAGCAGGUGAGUGGUGCAGCAGAGCAGGUGAGUGGUGCAGCAGAGCAGGUGAGUGGUGCAGCAGAGCAGGUGAGUGGUGCAGCAGAGCAGGUGAGUGGUGUAGCAGAGCAGGUGAGUGGUGCGGCAGAGCAGGUGAGUGGUGCGGCAGAGCAGGUGAGUGGUGCAGCAGAGCAGGUGAGUGGUGCAGCAGAGCAGGUGAGUGGUGCAGCAGAGCAGGUGAGUGGUGCAGCAGAGCAGGUGAGUGGUGCAGCAGAGCAGGUGAGUGGUGCAGCAGAGCAGGUGAGUGGUGCAGCAGAGCAGGUGAGUGGUGCGGCAGAGCAGGUGAGUGGUGCGGCAGAGCAGGUGAGUGGUGCGGCAGAGCAGGUGAGUGGUGCGGCAGAACAGGUGAGUGGUGCAGCAGAGCAGGUGAGUGGUGCGGCAGAGCAGGUGAGUGGUGCAGCAGAGCAGGUGAGUGGUGCGGCAGAGCAGGUGAGUGGUGCACCAGAGCAGGUGAGUGGUGCAGCAGAGCAGGUGAGUGGUGCAGCAGAGCAGGUGAGUGGUGCGGCAGAGCAGGUGAGUGGUGCAGCAGAGCAGGUGAGUGGUGCAGCAGAGCAGGUGAGUGGUGCAGCAGAGCAGGUGAGUGGUGCAGCAGAGCAGGUGAGUGGUGCAGCAGAGCAGGUGAGUGGUGCAGCAGAGCAGGUGAGUGGUGCGGCAGAGCAGGUGAGUGGUGCAGCAGAGCAGGUGAGUGGUGCAGCAGAGCAGGUGAGUGGUGCAGCAGAGCAGGUGAUUGGUGCAGCAGAGCAGGUGGGUGGUGCAGCAGAGCAGGUGAGUGGUGCAGCAGAGCAGGUGAGUGGUGCAGCAGAGCAGGUGAGUGGUGCAGCAGAGCAGGUGAGUGGUGUAGCAGAGCAGGUGCGUGGUGCGGCAGAGCAGGUGAGUGGUGCAGCAGAGCAGGUGAGUGGUGCAGCAGAGCAGGUGAGUGGUGCAGCAGAGCAGGUGAGUGGUGCAGCAGAGCAGGUGAGUGGUGCAGCAGAGCAGGUGAGUGGUGCGGCAGAGCAGGUGAGUGGUGCAGCAGAGCAGGUGAGUGGUGCAGCAGAGCAGGUGAGUGGUGCAGCAGAGCAGGUGAGUGGUACAGCAGAGCAGGUGAGUGGUGCAGCAGAGCAGGUGAGUGGUGUAGCAGAGCAGGUGAGUGGUGCGGCAGAGCAGGUGAGUGGUGCGGCAGAGCAGGUGAGUGGUGCAGCAGAGCAGGUGAGUGGUGCAGCAGAGCAGGUGAGUGGUGCAGCAGAGCAGGUGAGUGGUGCAGCAGAGCAGGUGAGUGGUGCAGCAGAGCAGGUGAGUGGUGCAGCAGAGCAGGUGAGUGGUGCAGCAGAGCAGGUGAGUGGUGCGGCAGAGCAGGUGAGUGGUGCAGCAGAGCAGGUGAGUGGUGCAGCAGAGCAGGUGAGUGGUGCAGCAGAGCAGGUGAGUGGUGCGGCAGAGCAGGUGAGUGGUGCGGCAGAGCAGGUGAGUGGUGCGGCAGAGCAGGUGAGUGGUGCGGCAGAACAGGUGAGUGGUGCAGCAGAGCAGGUGAGUGGUGCGGCAGAGCAGGUGAGUGGUGCGGCAGAGCAGGUGAGUGGUGCGGUAGAGCAGGUGAGUGAUGCAGCAGAGCAGGUGAGUGGUGCGGCAGCGCAGGUGAGUGGUGCGGCAGAGCAGGUGAGUGGUGCGGCAGAGCAGGUGAGUGGUGCAGCAGAGCAGGUGAGUGGUGCAGCAGAGCAGGUGAGUGGUGCGGCAGAGCAGGUGAGUGGUGCAGCAGAGCAGGUGAGUGGUGCGGCAGAGCAGGUGAGUGGUGCAGCAGAGCAGGUGAGUGGUGCGGCAGAGCAGGUGAGUGGUGCAGCAGAGCAGGUGAGUGGUGCGACAGAGCAGGUGAGUGGUGCAGCAGAGCAGGUGAGUGGUGCGGCAGAGCAGGUGAGUGGUGCAGCAGAUCAGGUGAGUGGUUCAGCAGAGCAGGUGAGUGGUGCAGCAGAGCAGGUGAGUGGUGCAGCAGAGCAGGUGAGUGGUGCAGCAGAGCAGGUGAGUGGUGCAGCAGAGCAGGUGAGUGGUGCAGCAGAGCAGGUGAGUGGUGCAGCAGAGCAGGUGAGUGGUGCAGCAGAGCAGGUGAGUGGUGCAGCAGAGCAGGUGAGUGGUGCAGCAGAGCAGGUGAGUGGUGCAGCAGAGCAGGUGAGUGGUGCGGCAGAGCAGGUGAGUGGUGCAGCAGAGCAGGUGAGUGGUGCAGCAGAGCUGGUGAGUGGUGCAGCAGAGCAGGUGAGUGGUGCAGCAGAGCAGGUGAGUGGUGCGGCAGAGCAGGUGAGUGGUGCAGCAGAGCAGGUGAGUGGUGCAGCAGAGCAGGUGAGUGGUGCAGCAGAGCAGGUGAGUGGUGCAGCAGAGCAGGUGAGUGGUGCAGCAGAGCAGGUGAGUGGUGCAGCAGAGCAGGUGAGUGGUGCAGCAGAGCAGGUGAGUGGUGCGGCAGAGCAGGUGAGUGGUGCAGCAGAGCAGGUAAGUGGUGCAGCAGAGCAGGUGAGUGGUGCAGCAGAGCAGGUGAGUGGUGCGGCAGAGCAGGUGAGUGGUGCGGCAGAGCAGGUGAGUGGUGCGGCAGAGCAGGUGAGUGGUGCGGCAGAACAGGUGAGUGGUGCAGCAGAGCAGGUGAGUGGUGCGGCAGAGCAGGUGAGUGGUGCAGCAGAGCAGGUGAGUGGUGCGGCAGAGCAGGUGAGUGGUGCAGCAGAGCAGGUGAGUGGUGCGGCAGAGCAGGUGAGUGGUGCAGCAGAGCAGGUGAGUGGUGCAGCAGAGCAGGUGAGUGGUGCGGCAGAGCAGGUGAGUGGUGCAGCAGAGCAGGUGAGUGGUGCAGCAGAGCAGGUGAGUGGUGCAGCAGAGCAGGUGAGUGGUGCAGCAGAGCAGGUGAGUGGUGCAGCAGAGCAGGUGAGUGGUGCGGCAGAGCAGGUGAGUGGUGCAGAAGAGCAGGUGAGUGGUGCAGCAGAGCAGGUGAGUGGUGCAGCAGAGCAGGUGAGUGGUGCAGCAGAGCAGGUGAGUGGUGCGGCAGAGCAGGUGAGUGGUGCAGCAGAGCAGGUGAGUGGUGCGGCAGAGCAGGUGAGUGGUGCGGCAGAGCAGGUGAGUGGUGCAGCAGAGCAGGUGAGUGGUGCAGCAGAGCAGGUGAGUGGUGCGGCAGAGCAGGUGAGUGGUGCAGCAGAGCAGGUGAGUGGUGCGGCAGAGCAGGUGAGUGGUGCAGCAGAGCAGGUGAGUGGUGCGACAGAGCAGGUGAGUGGUGCAGCAGAGCAGGUGAGUGGUGCGGCAGAGCAGGUGAGUGGUGCAGCAGAGCAGGUGAGUGGUGCGGCAGAGCAGGUGAGUGGUGCAGCAGAGCAGGUGAGUGGUGCGGCAGAGCAGGUGAGUGGUGCAGCAGAGCAGGUGAGUGGUGCGACAGAGCAGGUGAGUGGUGCAGCAGAGCAGGUGAGUGGUGCGGCAGAGCAGGUGAGUGGUGCGGCAGAACAGGUGAGUGGUGCAGCAGAGCAGGUGAGUGGUGCGGCAGAGCAGGUGAGUGGUGCAGCAGAGCAGGUGAGUGGUGCGGCAGAGCAGGUGAGUGGUGCAGCAGAGCAGGUGAGUGGUGCGGCAGAGCAGGUGAGUGGUGCAGCAGAGCAGGUGAGUGGUGCAGCAGAGCAGGUGAGUGGUGCGGCAGAGCAGGUGAGUGGUGUAGCAGAGCAGGUGAGUGGUGCGGCAGAGCAGGUGAGUGGUGCGGCAGAGCAGGUGAGUGGUGCGGCAGAGCAGGUGAGUGGUGCGGCAGAGCAGGUGAGUGGUGCGGCAGAGCAGGUGAGUGGUGCGGCAGAGCAGGUGAGUGGUGCGGCAGAGCAGGUGAGUGGUGCGGCAGAGCAGGUGAGUGGUGCGGCAGAGCAGGUGAGUGGUUUAGAAGAGCAGGUGAGUGGUGCGGCAGAGCAGGUGAGUGGUGCGGCAGAGCAGGUGAGUGGUGCGGCAGAGCAGGUGAGUGGUGCGGCAGAGCAGGUGAGUGGUGCGGCAGAGCAGGUGAGUGGUGCGGCAGAGCAGGUGAGUGGUGCGGCAGAGCAGGUGAGUGGUGCGGCAGUGCAGGUGAGUGGUGCGGCAGAGCAGGUGAGUGGUGCGGCAGAGCAGGUGAGUGGUGCGGCAGAGCAGGUGAGUGGUGCGGCAGAGCAGGUGAGUGGUGCGGCAGAGCAGGUGAGUGGUGCGGCAGAGCAGGUGAGUGGUGCGGCAGAGCAGGUGAGUGGUGCGGCAGAGCAGGUGAGUGGUGCGGCAGAGCAGGUGAGUGGUGCGGCAGAGCAGGUGAGUGGUGCGGCAGAGCAGGUGAGUGGUGCGGCAGAGCAGGUGAGUGGUGCGGCAGAGCAGGUGAGUGGUGCGGCAGAGCAGGUGAGUGGUGCGGCAGAGCAGGUGAGUAGUGCGGCAGAGCAGGUGAUUGGUGCGGCAGAGCAGGUGAGUGGUGCGGCAGAGCAGGUGAGUGGAGCGGCAGAGCAGGUGAGUGGUGUAGAAGAGCAGGUGAGUGGUGCGGCAGAGCAGGUGAGUGGUGCGGCAGAGCAGGUGAGUGGUGCGGCAGAGCAGGUGAGUGGUGCGGCAGAGCAGGUGAGUGGUGCGGCAGAGCAGGUGAGUGGUGCGGCAGAGCAGGUGAGUGGUGCGGCAGAGCAGGUGAGUGGUGCGGCAGUGCAGGUGAGUGGUGCGGCAGAGCAGGUGAGUGGUGCGGCAGAGCAGGUGAGUGGUGCGGCAGAGCAGGUGAGUGGUGCGGCAGAGCAGGUGAGUGGUGCGGCAGAGCAGGUGAGUGGUGCGGCAGAGCAGGUGAGUGGUGCGGCAGAGCAGGUGAGUGGUGUAGCAGAGCAGGUGAGUGGUGCGGCAGAGCAGGUGAGUGGUGCGGCAGAGCAGGUGAGUGGUGCGGCAGAGCAGGUGAGUGGUGCGGCAGAGCAGGUGAGUGGUGCGGCAGAGCAGGUGAGUGGUGCGGCAGAGCAGGUGAGUGGUGCGGCAGAGCAGGUGAGUGGUGCGGCAGAGCAGGUGAGUGGUGCGGCAGAGCAGGUGAGUGGUGCGGCAGAGCAGGUGAGUGGUGUAGAAGAGCAGGUGAGUGGUGCGGCAGAGCAGGUGAGUGGUGCGGCAGAGCAGGUGAGUGGUGCGGCAGAGCAGGUGAGUGGUGCGGCAGAGCAGGUGAGUGGUGCGGCAGAGCAGGUGAGUGGUGCGGCAGAGCAGGUGAGUGGUGCGGCAGAGCAGGUGAGUGGUGCGGCAGUGCAGGUGAGUGGUGCGGCAGAGCAGGUGAGUGGUGCGGCAGAGCAGGUGAGUGGUGCGGCAGAGCAGGUGAGUGGUGCGGCAGAGCAGGUGAGUGGUGCGGCAGAGCAGGUGAGUGGUGCGGCAGAGCAGGUGAGUGGUGCGGCAGAGCAGGUGAGUGGUGCGGCAGAGCAGGUGAGUGGUGCGGCAGAGCAGGUGAGUGGUGCGGCAGAGCAGGUGAGUGGUGCGGCAGAGCAGGUGAGUGGUGCGGCAGAGCAGGUGAUUGGUGCGGCAGAGCAGGUGAGUGGUGCGGCAGAGCAGGUGAGUGGAGCGGCAGAGCAGGUGAGUGGUGUAGAAGAGCAGGUGAGUGGUGCGGCAGAGCAGGUGAGUGGUGCGGCAGAGCAGGUGAGUGGUGCGGCAGAGCAGGUGAGUGGUGAGGCAGAGCAGGUGAGUGGUGCGGCAGAGCAGGUGAGUGGUGCGGCAGAGCAGGUGAGUGGUGCGGCAGAGCAGGUGAGUGGUGCGGCAGAGCAGGUGAGUGGUGCGGCAGAGCAGGUGAGUGGUGCGGCAGAGCAGGUGAGUGGUGCGGCAGAGCAGGUGAGUGGUGCGGCAGAGCAGGUGAGUGGUGCGGCAGAGCAGGUGAGUGGUGCGGCAGAGCAGGUGAGUGGUGCGGCAGAGCAGGUGAGUGGUGCGGCAGAGCAGGUGAGUGGUGCGGCAGAGCAGGUGAGUGGUGCGGCAGAGCAGGUGAGUGGUGCGGCAGAGCAGGUGAGUGGUGCGGCAGAGCAGGUGAGUGGUGCGGCAGAGCAGGUGAGUGGUGCGGCAGAGCAGGUGAGUGGUGCGGCAGAGCAGGUGAGUGGUGCGGCAGAGCAGGUGAGUGGUGCGGCAGAGCAGGUGAGUGGUGCGGCAGAGCAGGUGAGUGGUGCGGCAGAGCAGGUGAGUGGUGCGGCAGAGCAGGUGAGUGGUGCGGCAGAGCAGGUGAGUGGUGCGGCAGAGCAGGUGAGUGGUGCGGCAGAGCAGGUGAGUGGUGCGGCAGAGCAGGUGAGUGGUGCGGCAGAGCAGGUGAGUGGUGCGGCAGAGCAGGUGAGUGGUGCGGCAGAGCAGGUGAGUGGUGCGGCAGAGCAGGUGAGUGGUGCGGCAGAGCAGGUGAGUGGUGCGGCAGAGCAGGUGAGUGGUGCGGCAGAGCAGGUGAGUGGUGCAGCAGAGCAGGUGAGUGGUGCAGCAGAGCAGGUGAGUGGUGCAGCAGAGCAGAUGAGUGGUGCAGCAGAGCAGGUGAGUGGUGCAGCAGAGCAGGUGAGUGGUGCAGCAGAGCAGGUGAGUGGUGCAGCAGAGCAGGUGAGUGGUGCGGCAGAGCAGGUGAGUGGUGCAGCAGAGCAGGUGAGUGGUGCAGCAGAGCAGGUGAGUGGUGCAGCAGAGCAGGUGAGUGGUGCAGCAGAGCAGGUGAGUGGUGCAGCAGAGCAGGUGAGUGGUGUGGCAGAGCAGGUGAGUGGUGCGGCAGAGCAGGUGAGUGGUGCGGCAGAGCAGGUGAGUGGUGCAGCAGAGCAGGUGAGUGGUGCGGCAGAGCAGGUGAGUGGUGCAGCAGAGCAGGUGAGUGGUGCAGCAGAGCAGGUGAGUGGUGCAGCAGAGCAGGUGAGUGGUGCGGCAGAGCAGGUGAGUGGUGCAGCAGAGCAGGUGAGUGGUGCAGCAGAGCAGGUGAGUGGUGCGGCAGAGCAGGUGAGUGGUGCGGCAGAGCAGGUGAGUGGUGCAGCAGAGCAGGUGAGUGGUGCGGCAGAGCAGGUGAGUGGUGCAGCAGAGCAGGUGAGUGGUGCGGCAGAGCAGGUGAGUGGUGCAGCAGAGCAGGUGAAUGGUGCAGCAGAGCAGGUGAGUGGUGCAGCAGAGCAGGUGAGUGGUGCAGCAGAGCAGGUGAGUGGUGCGACAGAGCAGGUGAGUGGUGCAGCAGAGCAGGUGAGUGGUGCAGCAGAGCAGGUGAGUGGUGCAGCAGAGCAGGUGAGUGGUGCGGCAGAGCAGGUGAGUGGUGCGGCAGAGCAGGUGAGUGGUGCAGCAGAGCAGGUGAGUGGUGCAGCAGAGCAGGUGAGUGGUGCAGCAGAGCAGGUGAGUGGUGCAGCAGAGCAGGUGAGUGGUGCGGCAGAGCAGGUGAGUGGUGCGGCAGAGCAGGUGAGUGGUGCAGCAGAGCAGGUGAGUGGUGCAGCAGAACAGGUGAGUGGUGCGGCAGAGCAGGUGAGUGGUGCAGCAGAGCAGGUGAGUGGUGCAGCAGAGCUGGUGAGUGGUGCAGCAGAGCAGGUGAGUGGUGCAGCAGAGCAGGUGAGUGGUGCAGCAGAGCAGGUGAGUAGUGCGGCAGAGCAGGUGAGUGGUGCAGCAGAGCAGGUGAGUGGUGCGGCAGAGCAGGUGAGUGGUGCGGCAGAGCAGGUGAGUGGUGCAGCAGAGCAGGUGAGUGGUGCGGCAGAGCAGGUGAGUGGUGCGGCAGAGCAGGUGAGUGGUGCAGCAGAGCAGGUGAGUGGUGCGGCAGAGCAGGUGAGUGGUGCGGCAGAGCAGGUGAGUGGUGCGGCAGAGCAGGUGAGUGGUGCAGCAGAGCAGGUGAGUGGUGCGGCAGAGCAGGUGAGUGGUGCAGCAGAGCAGGUGAGUGGUGCGGCAGAGCAGGUGAGUGGUGCGGCAGUGCAGGUGAGUGGUGCGGCAGAGCAGGUGAGUGGUGCGGCAGAGCAGGUGAGUGGUGCGGCAGAGCAGGUGAGUGGUGCGGCAGAGCAGGUGAGUGGUGCAGCAGAGCAGGUGAGUGGUGCGGCAGAGCAGGUGAGUGGUGCGGCAGAGCAGGUGAGUGGUGCGGCAGAGCAGGUGAGUGGUGCGGCAGAGCAGGUGAGUGGUGCGGCAGAGCAGGUGAGUGGUGCGGCAGAGCAGGUGAGUGGUGCGGCAGUGCAGGUGAGUGGUGCGGCAGAGCAGGUGAGUGGUGCAGCAGUGCAGGUGAGUGGUGCGGCAGAGCAGGUGAGUGGUGCGGCAGAGCAGGUGAGUGGUGCGGCAGAGCAGGUGAGUGGUGCGGCAGAGCAGGUGAGUGGUGCGGCAGAGCAGGUGAGUGGUGCGGCAGAGCAGGUGAGUGGUGCGGCAGAGCAGGUGAGUGGUGCGGCAGUGCAGGUGAGUGGUGCGGCAGAGCAGGUGAGUGGUGCGGCAGUGCAGGUGAGUGGUGCGGCAGAGCAGGUGAGUGGUGCGGCAGAGCAGGUGAGUGGUGCGGCAGAGCAGGUGAGUGGUGCGGCAGAGCAGGUGAGUGGUGCGGCAGAGCAGGUGAGUGGUGCGGCAGAGCAGGUGAGUGGUGCGGCAGAGCAGGUGAGUGGUGUAGCAGAGCAGGUGAGUGGUGCGGCAGAGCAGGUGAGUGGUGCGGCAGAGCAGGUGAGUGGUGCGGCAGAGCAGGUGAGUGGUGCGGCAGAGCAGGUGAGUGGUGCGGCAGAGCAGGUGAGUGGUGCGGCAGAGCAGGUGAGUGGUGCGGCAGAGCAGGUAAGUGGUGCGGCAGAGCAGGUGAGUGGUGCGGCAGAGCAGGUGAGUGGUGCGGCAGAGCAGGUGAGUGGUGCGGCAGAGCAGGUGAGUGGUGCGGCAGAGCAGGUGAGUGGUGCGGCAGAGCAGGUGAGUGGUGCGGCAGAGCAGGUGAGUGGUGCGGCAGAGCAGGUGAGUGGUGCGGCAGAGCAGGUGAGUGGUUCGGCAGUGCAGGUGAGUGGUGCGGCAGAGCAGGUGAGUGGUGCGGCAGUGCAGGUGAGUGGUGCGGCAGAGCAGGUGAGUGGUGCGGCAGAGCAGGUGAGUGGUGCGGCAGAGCAGGUGAGUGGUGCGGCAGAGCAGGUGAGUGGUGCGGCAGAGCAGGUGAGUGGUGCGGCAGAGCAGGUGAGUGGUGCGGCAGAGCAGGUGAGUGGUGCGGCAGAGCAGGUGAGUGGUGCGGCAGAGCAGGUGAGUGGUGCGGCAGAGCAGGUGAGUGGUGCGGCAGAGCAGGUGAGUGGUGUAGCAGAGCAGGUGAGUGGUGCGGCAGAGCAGGUGAGUGGUGCGGCAGAGCAGGUGAGUGGUGCGGCAGAGCAGGUGAGUGGUGCGGCAGUGCAGGUGAGUGGUGCGGCAGAGCAGGUGAGUGGUGCGGCAGAGCAGGUGAGUGGUGCGGCAGAGCAGGUAAGUGGUGCGGCAGAGCAGGUGAGUGGUGCGGCAGAGCAGGUGAGUGGUGCGGCAGAGCAGGUGAGUGGUGCGGCAGAGCAGGUGAGUGGUGCGGCAGAGCAGGUGAGUGGUGCGGCAGAGCAGGUGAGUGGUGCGGCAGAGCAGGUGAGUGGUGCAGCAGAGCAGGUGAGUGGUGCGGCAGAGCAGGUGAGUGGUGCGGCAGAGCAGGUGAGUGGUGCGGCAGAGCAGGUGAGUGGUGCGGCAGAGCAGGUGAGUGGUGCGGCAGAGCAGGUGAGUGGUGCGGCAGAGCAGGUGAGUGGUGCGGCAGAGCAGGUGAGUGGUGCGGCAGAGCAGGUGAGUGGUGCGGCAGAGCAGGUGAGUGGUGCGGCAGAGCAGGUGAGUGGUGCGGCAGAGCAGGUGAGUGGUGCGGCAGAGCAGGUGAGUGGUGCGGCAGAGCAGGUGAGUGGUGCGGCAGAGCAGGUGAGUGGUGCGGCAGAGCAGGUGAGUGGUGCGGCAGAGCAGGUGAGUGGUGCGGCAGAGCAGGUGAGUGGAGCGGCAGAGCAGGUGAGUGGUGCGGCAGAGCAGGUGAGUGGUGCAGCAGAGCAGGUGAGUGGUGCAGCAGAGCAGGUGAGUGGUGCAGCAGAGCAGGUGAGUGGUGCAGCAGAGCAGGUGAGUGGUGUAGCAGAGCAGGUGAGUGGUGCGGCAGAGCAGGUGAGUGGUGCGGCAGAGCAGGUGAGUGGUGCAGCAGAGCAGGUGAGUGGUGCAGCAGAGCAGGUGAGUGGUGCAGCAGAGCAGGUGAGUGGUGCAGCAGAGCAGGUGAGUGGUGCAGCAGAGCAGGUGAGUGGUGCAGCAGAGCAGGUGAGUGGUGCAGCAGAGCAGGUGAGUGGUGCGGCAGAGCAGGUGAGUGGUGCGGCAGAGCAGGUGAGUGGUGCGGCAGAGCAGGUGAGUGGUGCGGCAGAACAGGUGAGUGGUGCAGCAGAGCAGGUGAGUGGUGCGGCAGAGCAGGUGAGUGGUGCAGCAGAGCAGGUGAGUGGUGCGGCAGAGCAGGUGAGUGGUGCACCAGAGCAGGUGAGUGGUGCGGCACAGCAGGUGAGUGGUGCGGCAGAGCAGGUGAGUGGUGCGGCAGAGCAGGUGAGUGGUGCGGCAGAGCAGGUUAGUGGUGCGGCAGAGCAGGUGAGUGGUGCGGCAGAGCAGGUGAGUGGUGCGGCAGAGCAGGUGAGUGGUGCAGCAGAGCAGGUGAGUGGUGCAGAGCAGGUGAGUGGUGCGGCAGAGCAGGUGAGUGGUGCGGCAGAGCAGGUGAGUGGUGCGGCAGAGCAGGUGAGUGGUGCGGCAGAGCAGGUGAGUGGUGCGGCAGAGCAGGUGAGUGGUGCGGCAGAGCAGGUGAGUGGUGCGGCAGAGCAGGUGAGUGGUGCGGCAGAGCAGGUGAGUGGUGCGGCAGAGCAGGUGAGUGGUGUAGCAGAGCAGGUGAGUGGUGUAGCAGAGCAGGUGAGUGGUGCGGCAGAGCAGGUGAGUGGUGCGGCAGAGCAGGUGAGUGGUGCGGCAGAGCAGGUGAGUGGUGCAGCAGAGCAGGUGAGUGGUGCGGCAGAGCAGGUGAGUGGUGCGGCAGAGCAGGUGAGUGGUGCAGCAGAGCAGGUGAGUGGUGCGGCAGAGCAGGUGAGUGGUGCGGCAGAGCAGGUGAGUGGUGCAGCAGAGCAGGUGAGUGGUGCAGCAGAGCAGGUGAGUGGUGCAGCAGAGCAGGUGAGUGGUGCAGCAGAGCAGGUGAGUGGUGCGGCAGAGCAGAUGAGUGGUGCGGCAGAGCAGGUGAGUGGUGCAGCAGAGCAGGUGAGUGGUGCGGCAGAGCAGGUGAGUGGUGCAGCAGAGCAGGUGAGUGGUGCAGCAGAGCAGGUGAGUGGUGCAGCAGAGCAGGUGAGUGGUGCGGCAGAGCAGGUGAGUGGUGCGGCAGAGCAGGUGAGUGGUGCAGCAGAGCAGGUGAGUGGUGCGGCAGAGCAGGUGAGUGGUGCGGCAGAGCAGGUGAGUGGUGCGGCAGAGCAGGUGAGUGGUGCGGCAGAGCAGGUGAGUGGUGCAGCAGAGCAGGUGAGUGGUGCGGCAGAGCAGGUGAGUGGUGCGGCAGAGCAGGUGAGUGGUGCGGCAGAGCAGGUGAGUGGUGCGGCAGAGCAGGUGAGUGGUGCAGCAGAGCAGGUGAGUGGUGCGGCAGAGCAGGUGAGUGGUGCGCCAGAGCAGGUGAGUGGUGCAGCAGAGCAGGUGAGUGGCGCGGCAGAGCAGGUGAGUGGUGCAGCAGAGCAGGUGAGUGGUGCAGCAGAGCAGGUGAGUGGUGCAGCAGAGCAGGUGAGUGGUGCAGCAGAGCAGGUGAGUGGUGCAGCAGAGCAGGUGAGUGGUGCGGCAGAGCACGUGAGUGGUGCAGCAGAGCAGGUGAGUGGUGCAGCAGAGCAGGUGAGUGGUGCAGCAGAGCAGGUGAGUGGUGCAGCAGAGCAGGUGAGUCGUGCAGCAGAGCAGGUGAGUGGUGCGGCAGAGCAGGUGAGUGGUGCAGCAGAGCAGGUGAGUGGUGCAGCAGAGCAGGUGAGUGGUGCAGCAGAGCAGGUGAGUGGUGCAGCAGAGCAGGUGAGAGGUGCAGCAGAGCAGGUGAGUGGUGCAGCAGAGCAGGUGAGUGGUGCAGCAGAGCAGGGCACGGGGUGUGUGGGUGCUGGACUCGCUGCUGAUAGCCUGGUGCUGGUGGUGGGGCGUGACGCCAGUAGCCCUGCUGCAGAGCACAUGGGUGAGGUGACAGGGCAUGGGGCGUGCCAGUGUGGUGGUCGAGCAGAGCAGGUGAGUGGUGCAGCAGAGCAGGUGAGUGGUGCAGCAGAGCAGGUGAGUGGUGCAGCAGAGCAGGUGAGUGGUGCAGCAGAGCAGGUGAGUGGUGCAGCAGAGCAGGUGAGUGGUGCAGCAGAGCAGGUGAGUGGUGCAGCAGAGCAGGUGAGUGGUGCGGCAGAGCAGGUGAGUGGUGCAGCAGAGCAGGUGAGUGGUGCGGCAGAGCAGGUGAGUGGUGCGGCAGAGCAGGUGAGUGGUGCGGCAGAGCAGGUGAGUGGUGCGGCAGAGCAGGUGAGUGGUGCGGCAGAGCAGGUGAGUGGUGCGGCAGAGCAGGUGAGUGGUGCGGCAGAGCAGGUGAGUGGUGCGGCAGAGCAGGUGAGUGGUGCAGCAGAGCAGGUGAGUGGUGCGGCAGAGCAGGUGAGUGGUGCGGCAGAGCAGGUGAGUGGUGCGGCAGAGCAGGUGAGUGGUGCAGCAGAGCAGGUGAGUGGUGCGGCAGAGCAGGUGAGUGGUGCAGCAGAGCAGGUGAGUGGUGCGGCAGAGCAGGUGAGUGGUGCGGCAGAGCAGGUGAGUGGUGCGGCAGAGCAGGUGAGUGGUGCAGCAGAGCAGGUGAGUGGUGCAGCAGAGCAGGUGAGUGGUGCGGCAGAGCAGGUGAGUGGUGCGGCAGAGCAGGUGAGUGGUGCGGCAGAGCAGGUGAGUGGUGCGGCAGAGCUGGUGAGUGGUGCGGCAGAGCUGGUGAGUGGUGCGGCAGAGCAGGUGAGUGGUGCGGCAGAGCAGGUGAGUGGUGCGGCAGAGCUGGUGAGUGGUGCGGCAGAGCUGGUGAGUGGUGCGGCAGAGCAGGUGAGUGGUGCGGCAGAGCAGGUGAGUGGUGCGGCAGAGCAGGUGAGUGGUGCGGCAGAGCAGGUGAGUGGUGCGGCAGAGCAGGUGAGUGGUGCGGCAGAGCAGGUGAGUGGUGCGGCAGAGCAGGUGAGUGGUGCGGCAGAGCAGGUGAGUGGUGCGGCAGAGCAGGUGAGUGGUGCGGCAGAGCAGGUGAGUGGUGCGGCAGAGCAGGUGAGUGGUGCGGCAGAGCAGGUGAGUGGUGCGGCAGAGCAGGUGAGUGGUGCGGCAGAGCAGGUGAGUGGUGCGGCAGAGCAGGUGAGUGGUGCGGCAGAGCAGGUGAGUGGUGCAGCAGAGCAGGUGAGUGGUGCGGCAGAGCAGGUGAGUGGUGCAGCAGAGCAGGUGAGUGGUGCGGCAGAGCAGGUGAGUGGUGCGGCAGAGCAGGUGAGUGGUGCAGCAGAGCAGGUGAGUGGUGGUGCAGCAGAGCAGGUGAGUGGUGCAGCAGAGCAGGUGAGUGGUGCGGCAGAGCAGGUGAGUGGUGCGGCAGAGCAGGUGAGUGGUGCGACAGAGCAGGUGAGUGGUGCGGCAGAGCAGGUGAGUGGUGCAGCAGAGCAGGUGAGUGGUGCGGCAGAGCAGGUGAGUGGUGCGGCAGAGCAGGUGAGUGGUGCGGCAGAGCAGGUGAGUGGUGCGGCAGAGCAGGUGAGUGGUGCGGCAGAGCAGGUGAGUGGUGCGGCAGAGCAGGUGAGUGGUGCGGCAGAGCAGGUGAGUGGUGCGGCAGAGCAGGUGAGUGGUGCAGCAGAGCAGGUGAGUGGUGCAGCAGAGCAGGUGAGUGGUGCGGCAGAGCAGGUGAGUGGUGCGGCAGAGCAGGUGAGUGGUGCGGCAGAGCAGGUGAGUGGUGCGGCAGAGCAGGUGAGUGGUGCGGCAGAGCAGGUGAGUGGUGCGGCAGAGCAGGUGAGUGGUGCGGCAGAGCAGGUGAGUGGUGCAGCAGAGCAGGUGAGUGGUGCGGCAGAGCAGGUGAGUGGUGCGGCAGAGCAGGUGAGUGGUGCGGCAGAGCAGGUGAGUGGUGCAGCAGAGCAGGUGAGUGGUGCAGCAGAGCAGGUGAGUGGUGCGGCAGAGCAGGUGAGUGGUGCGGCAGAGCAGGUGAGUGGUGCGGCAGAGCAGGUGAGUGGUGCGGCAGAGCAGGUGAGUGGUGCGGCAGAGCAGGUGAGUGGUGCGGCAGAGCAGGUGAGUGGUGCAGCAGAGCAGGUGAGUGGUGCGGCAGAGCAGGUGAGUGGUGCGGCAGAGCAGGUGAGUGGUGCGGCAGAGCAGGUGAGUGGUGCGGCAGAGCAGGUGAGUGGUGCGGCAGAGCAGGUGAGUGGUGCGGCAGAGCAGGUGAGUGGUGCGGCAGAGCAGGUGAGUGGUGCGGCAGAGCAGGUGAGUGGUGCAGCAGAGCAGGUGAGUGGUGCAGCAGAGCAGGUGAGUGGUGCGGCAGAGCAGGUGAGUGGUGCGGCAGAGCAGGUGAGUGGUGCGGCAGAGCAGGUGAGUGGUGCGGCAGAGCAGGUGAGUGGUGCGGCAGAGCAGGUGAGUGGUGCGGCAGAGCAGGUGAGUGGUGCGGCAGAGCAGGUGAGUGGUGCAGCAGAGCAGGUGAGUGGUGCGGCAGAGCAGGUGAGUGGUGCGGCAGAGCAGGUGAGUGGUGCGGCAGAGCAGGUGAGUGGUGCGGCAGAGCAGGUGAGUGGUGCGGCAGAGCAGGUGAGUGGUGCGGCAGAGCAGGUGAGUGGUGCGGCAGAGCAGGUGAGUGGUGCAGCAGAGCAGGUGAGUGGUGCGGCAGAGCAGGUGAGUGGUGCGGCAGAGCAGGUGAGUGGUGCGGCAGAGCAGGUGAGUGGUGCGGCAGAGCAGGUGAGUGGUGCGGCAGAGCAGGUGAGUGGUGCGGCAGAGCAGGUGAGUGGUGCGGCAGAGCAGGUGAGUGGUGCGGCAGAGCAGGUGAGUGGUGCGGCAGAGCAGGUGAGUGGUGCGGCAGAGCAGGUGAGUGGUGCGGCAGAGCAGGUGAGUGGUGCAGCAGAGCAGGUGAGUGGUGCGGCAGAGCAGGUGAGUGGUGCAGCAGAGCAGGUGAGUGGUGCGGCAGAGCAGGUGAGUGGUGCGGCAGAGCAGGUGAGUGGUGCAGCAGAGCAGGUGAGUGGUGGUGCAGCAGAGCAGGUGAGUGGUGCAGCAGAGCAGGUGAGUGGUGCGGCAGAGCAGGUGAGUGGUGCGGCAGAGCAGGUGAGUGGUGCGACAGAGCAGGUGAGUGGUGCGGCAGAGCAGGUGAGUGGUGCAGCAGAGCAGGUGAGUGGUGCGGCAGAGCAGGUGAGUGGUGCGGCAGAGCAGGUGAGUGGUGCGGCAGAGCAGGUGAGUGGUGCGGCAGAGCAGGUGAGUGGUGCGGCAGAGCAGGUGAGUGGUGCGACAGAGCAGGUGAGUGGUGCGGCAGAGCAGGUGAGUGGUGCGACAGAGCAGGUGAGUUGUGCGGCAGAGCAGGUGAGUGGUGCAGCAGAGCAGGUGAGUGGUGCGGCAGAGCAGGUGAGUGGUGCAGCAGAGCAGGUGAGUGGUGCGGCAGAGCAGGUGAGUGGUGCGGCAGAGCAGGUGAGUGGUGCGGCAGAGCAGGUGAGUGGUGCACCAGAGCAGGUGAGUGGUGCGGCAGAGCAGGUGAGUGGUGCGCAGAGCAGGUGA
This is a messenger RNA of Closterium sp. NIES-65, 16605 nucleotides long. The record is from the annotation of a GenBank genome assembly. NCBI's taxonomy places the organism in Eukaryota, Viridiplantae, Streptophyta, Zygnematophyceae, Desmidiales, Closteriaceae.